AUGCCAGCGUUCUAUGCUCGUCGUGUCGCGACCUCAAUACAAAAGAACGAGAGCAUCAGACGUGCAGAGCUACGACAGCAGGCACAUGAUGAACCUAUCAAAGCGCACGCCUUGAUGCAAAGAGAGAUCCAUCUCAGAGUCGCAAAGCUUCCCGCCGAACUAAGGAGUAAUAUCUACGACCAAUUGGUGUAUGGUGCUUUUGUCACGAAGCAGCAAGGCGUGACAUACCUCAGUCUGGACUACACAACCGGCAAAGUGACAGAAUCUGAAGUGGAUCCGGCCUUCUACAUCUUCGCUCCAGGCGCUUUGAGCUCUCGGAACUUCGACAUGUUCAAGCAACCACUCAGCGAGACCUCGGAGCUCUUCCACGAAUACUUCGCCACGGUGUCAAAGGUCUUUGUCUGGAGCUUCACUUCAGCAAGCUCAUUACGGUGCUUCACUUCGUGGCUACGGCCGUAUCUUCGCAAGCGGCCUAAUCCACCUGCUGUUCGAGUUGCGAUCUUUGCCUUUGACGACAGCUCUUCCAUGGUCAAACGCAGCUACGGUCAUCAGGGUUACUUCAGUCAUCUGGCUUUCUGGUAUCCUAUGGAAUCCCCUCACGGAUGCUUGGUGCGUGCAGAAUCACACUUCCAGGAAUGGACGGACGCUAUGCAACUUGUGCCAGACAUCGUUGAUAUGGAAUACGUCGCGUGUUACCCCUGGGGGGACUAUGAAUCUCUUCGAAAGCUGUCAGCUCCUUUGUGUGGAAGAGGUAAUCUAAGAGUGGCCGUGGAGAAGAAAGGUUGGAAGGACGUCACCAGUUACCGAGAGCUUCACCUGGCUCUUACCAUUGCAGCUGUUGCGGGCAGUACCAUACCACGUCCUUCAGAUUUUCAUGAGCUGGAUCUCCGAGUUCCUUAUGGAUAUGGAUGUAGAGGAAUUGAGUCGUCGUUCUCGAAUUGA
This is a messenger RNA of Saxophila tyrrhenica, 942 nucleotides long. RefSeq lists its product as uncharacterized. Lineage: Eukaryota; Fungi; Ascomycota; Dothideomycetes; Mycosphaerellales; Extremaceae. The record is from RefSeq and is a predicted model, not a curated record. The transcript is spliced from 2 exons. Bases 1 to 942 code for a protein of 313 amino acids.